This is a messenger RNA of Triticum aestivum (bread wheat), 498 nucleotides long. RefSeq names its product putative cyclin-dependent kinase F-2. Gene Ontology annotation, cellular component: nucleus. Gene Ontology annotation, molecular function: protein serine/threonine kinase activity; ATP binding. Gene Ontology annotation, biological process: regulation of mitotic cell cycle; protein phosphorylation. Bases 1 to 498 code for a protein of 165 amino acids. The transcript is spliced from 3 exons. NCBI's taxonomy places the organism in Eukaryota, Viridiplantae, Streptophyta, Magnoliopsida, Poales, Poaceae. The record is from RefSeq and is a predicted model, not a curated record.
AUGGCCAUUUCCAUGUUGAGCGCGACGCCGCCGCGCGGCCAGGCCGGCACGCUCUGGUACAUGGCUCCCGAGAGGCUCCUGGGGAAGCCGGACUACGACGAGCUCGUGGACGCCUGGUCGCUCGGCUGCGUCAUGGCGGAGCUGCUCGCCGGCGAGCCAUUGUUCCGUGGCCACAGCGCGACCGACCAGCUCCUGAGAAUCUUCCGCGUGCUCGGCGGCACGUGUAUGGCAUCCACGCCGCUCGCCGCCGCGGGGCAGAAGCUGCUGACCCGCCGAGGCGGCAGCCGGCUUCGUGAGCUGUUCCCCGAGGAGCGCCUGUCGCGCGACGGGUCCGAGGUUUUAGAGGGGCUCCUCACGUGGGACCCCGGCGAGGGGCGCUCCAAUGCCCAUGGUUUGCUGGCACCGCCGACGUCCCGGCUUCAGCCGCACAGGAUGCGUGCUCGACCACCAUUCUACCUCAUCACUUGGGAGUGCAUUUCCGGAUAUUUUGCUGUGUGA